Messenger RNA from Didymosphaeria variabile, 2022 nucleotides. RefSeq names its product histone lysine methyltransferase Set9 (gene set9). Gene Ontology annotation, cellular component: nucleus. The coding region runs from base 1 to 2022 and encodes 673 amino acids. The transcript is spliced from 2 exons. The record is from RefSeq and is a predicted model, not a curated record. Gene Ontology annotation, molecular function: protein binding; histone H4K20 methyltransferase activity. NCBI's taxonomy places the organism in Eukaryota, Fungi, Ascomycota, Dothideomycetes, Pleosporales, Didymosphaeriaceae.
AUGGCUCCGAAAGAGACAGCGAAAAAGGGUGCACUGACACUGGAGAAACUGGCACUAUACGACGACAUAUUGACGGAUGCGCUCGUCGACAAGGUGUACUACUGGACCGCAAUCAGGAAGAACCGCGGCGGCCGCUUCUCCGGAUCAAGAGGGUUGAACGAGGAGGAAAUCGCAAACAUUCUACGCGAACAUGUUGUUGUUGAGAAGAACUCCGCUGAGGCUAUGCAGCGCCUGGUACAGCUGCCUGGUCUGAAGAAGUUUCUUGCGACGUUGAAGGAUGAGGCAGACAGAGAGCACUUCAAGAGACACUUGCGCAGAUAUGUCUCUAUAUACAUGCCGGACUGUCCUUUCGAAGUCACGACGACGAACCGCUAUACCAUCACAGAACACGAGGCAUCUAUAACCGCGCGCCGAGAUAUCCAGCCUCGGGAAGAGAUCAAGUACCUCACAGGAGUGCAGGUUGCUAUGACCGAGGAGCAAGAGAAGAACCUAGAACUGGCGCGGAAGGACUUCAGCCUCGUAAUCUCAGCGCGAAAGAAGACACGCUCCCUAUUUCUCGGACCUGCGCGUUUCGCCAACCAUGACUGCGACGCGAACGCUAAACUAUCGACUAAAGGCUACGAUGGCAUGCAGAUUGUUGCCGUCAAGCCCAUCAAGGAAGGCGAAGAAAUUACAGUAUCAUAUGGCGAGGAUUAUUUCGGCGUAGACAACGAGGAGUGCUUGUGCCACAGCUGUGAAGAUCGAAUGGUGAAUGGAUGGGCACCCUUUAGACCGGCCGAAGAUAGCAGCGAAGACGAAGACGAAGACGAAGACGAAGACGGAGAUGACGAUCAAGAGGGAGAGAGAGCGGGAUACUUGUCCCCUGAAAAGGAAGCAACUCCUUCACGCCGACGGAAGCGCAAGCACGAAGAGUCCAACGACGCUACUGACCGCGAGAGAACCACCUGCUCCAAGCGUCGGAAGUCGGAAUCCAAGACGAAAUCGCUAUCCCUUGUACGGCGAAAAGUAUGCGCACAUGCAACAACACAAAAAUUAAACCUGAAGAAGUCUGCUAGCACUUCUUGUCUACGACACGAGCUACCCAUUUCCAGCAUCGAAGAUCCAGCUGCCAAUCUUCCAUCAACGUCACGAAAUCUUCGCACUCAGCAGCGCGACGGCCUCUUGAACAUUGUUCAAGACGAUGAUUCUUCUUCCCGGAACACAACACCCCAGUCCCCAACAGAAGCUGCAUCACCAAAGUCAACGCAGUCUACCGAUGCAACUUCCGUAGACGAAGACCCGCCCACGACCGGGCUAAACAAUCCGAAGAUCAAAGUGGAUCCUGGAAUCAUACACGAACAGCCAACUCUGGGUGUAGCCACGAUGAAAGACGAAGUUACAAUGGUAAAUGCUCCUUGGUCCUCACUCUUCGCCGACGAUACCUCGUCUGAGCUGAGUGACCUUUCUGACAGUUUGGAUCUUGACGACGUGCUACAGCGAAUCGUCAAGCGGAAGCGCCCGAAGCUACCUUUAUUACCCCGUAAUACCAGAUCAAGCUCGCGCAACGUGAUACACAAUCGUGUCGGCACACCGAUCCUAGACCAAGAGCCUGAGGAGGGUAUGGUAGAGAACCCAAGGAAGCCAGGCGACUACAUGACUUCGAAGUCCCGCUUGUCGGGUAAGGACAGCAAGUGGGCCGAAUGCCAGACAUGCGACGACCAGUUUGUGCAAGAGGACAGUCACCGCGGAACGCGUAAGGAGUGUCCGCGAUGCGAGCGUCACUCAAAGUUGUACGGCUAUCCCUGGCCUAAGACGGACAGGGAAGGAAAACACGAUACCGAAGAGCGCGUUCUCGACCACCGGACUAUUCAUCGCUUCGUCGACCCUGAGGAAGAGAAAGAGAUCAAGAAGGAGAAGCCGAAGCGCAAGUUUAGAGAGGAGAUCAUGGAGCGGUUCUCGACCCCGCGGUCUGGUCGCGACUCAUCGAUGAGCAUGGAAGUCGAGAGUGGUCGGAAGAAGAGAAGAACAAGGUUUACUAUGUAA